Melitaea cinxia (Glanville fritillary) is the source of this 1513-nucleotide messenger RNA. Its product is annotated as lipopolysaccharide-induced tumor necrosis factor-alpha factor homolog. The transcript is spliced from 3 exons. The record is from RefSeq and is a predicted model, not a curated record. NCBI's taxonomy places the organism in Eukaryota, Metazoa, Arthropoda, Insecta, Lepidoptera, Nymphalidae. The coding region runs from base 95 to 331 and encodes 78 amino acids. Gene Ontology annotation, molecular function: zinc ion binding.
UUAGUCGCCUGUUGAUUGUGUUGCUAUACGGUCGCCUCGGUAGCAAAGUGUAAACAGUGUAGUUUUUAAAGUAAUAACUUUACAAACAGACACAAUGAACGUCCAACCGGUUGGACCUAAACCCAGCACAAUCGUCUGCCCGUCCUGUAACGCCAGCGUAGUCACUAAAGUCAAUCACAAGGCGACGACGAGAACUCACAUUAUAGCAUUAAUUUUAUGCUUAUGUCUAUGCUGGCCUUGCGUUUGCAUUCCUUAUUGUGUCGACUCUUGCCAAAACGCCGACCACUAUUGUCCGAGUUGCAAUGCUUACAUCGGAACAUAUCAAGCAUAAAAUCUCAACGUUUAAGUGUCUUUAAAACCAAAAAAUAAAAUAUACCUUUAUACGAAUCAUUAGCUUGGUAUAAAUGCUUGAGGAAUUAUAAUGAAAGACAAAACUAUUUCCUAUUGGGUGAAGUUCUGAAACCAUGAUAACACAUUUUAAGCAUUUUAUGCACUUACCACCUUAUUGUUGUAUGUAGAUAAGAAAUUUUACUGAUAACUGUGUGAAGUACACCAGAACACUAUGACUGUAUAUAACAAGCAAAUAGCGUCUACAAAACUAUCUAAGCGGAUUGAAUUUCAUUAUACCACGUACAGCCGUUUCUCUUUGCGUGAAGCUUUAAAUUCUCUCGACAGACUAAAAUUUAAGCCCAGCGCUUAGAAUGGAGGAAAUGGAACAGUUAUCUGAAGUCGAUGCAUCAGUUUCGGUUUUCUGCUCCUCGACGAGUGUACCAGAGUCAGAUAUUCUACGUUCUAAAGUAUAUUAAACAUACCAAAGUAUGUUUCAAAUAUCAUUUUUCAUUAAAUUAUUGCCAUAGAGUAAAAUUUAUUUAAAUAAGUGUAACGAGAGUUUUCCACUUUUAAUUUUUUUAAAUUAUAUUUUAAAUACGAAAUAUUUACAUGGACGAAAAUCAGCUAAGUGUUAGUUAAGUUUGGAUGUUUUGUUAUCUCACAGUGUGUACUAUUAGGUACUGUGGUACUUAUUUAGGUUACAUUACGUGUAACUUCUGUAAGUAAUACUAAUAUCGAAAUAUUACUAAUAAUGUACACAUUAAGAGUAUGAUUGUUAAUUAUUAUAGGAAGAAGAAGUGUUUGCUUUAUUUACGGCCAAUCAGAUUAUAUUUCAAGAUUUAUAAAGUUUGUUAAAAUUGAUUAAUAUUUAAAGUUAGGACUCGACUCAGAUUUUUCGUCAGAAAAUUUUUAAAGUGACGUUAGUCUAGUUCUGACAUUUAUUAAACACUUUUUAUAACAAUACGCAUCAAAAUUAAUACCUUAAGAGAUUUUAUUGAUAUGUAUUAAAAUUUAAAGCAUUUGUAUUGUAUUAUGUACUUUAUUAAUUAAAGAUCGAGAUUACAUAUAGUCUGUUUGUUUUAUAAUUGACUCUCCAUAUGAUUAUACGCCUUACGAACUUGUUAGACGAUACAAUUAUGACAUUAAUAUUGUAAUAAAAAUUCUUAUUAAUGAAAAAAAAAAA